CUCUCUCUCUCUCUCUCUCUCUCUCUCUCUCUCUCUCUCUCUCUCUCUCUCUCUCUCUCUCUCUCUCUCUCUCUCUCUCUCUCUCUCGCCAAUAGAGGAAAGUAAAAAAAUGGCAUAAUCACUAAACAAAACAUCCUCGAUUUUUCAGUAAUAAAAUGACAGGAAGGAGCCACCACAAUAGUUUCCAGUUUACAACGACAGUGCAGCCACCCACAGGCGGUUACAUGUAUACUUUUGGGAACAACUCGGAGACUGAAUAUUCAGAGGAGGAUGGUGAGACGUUUGAACUUCGUUCCAGGGGGAAGGAGCGGCAUCGCAGGAGCACAUCUACAGAUCGGAAGGAUGAUAUUGUGUACUUGAUAAGGGACAUUAAAGAGGGAGAUACUCUUAUCAGCAUUUCUCUGCAGUAUUUCUGCACAGUUGCAGAUAUAAAGAGGGCCAAUAAUCUACUGACCGAGCAGGAUUUCUUUGCCUUGCGGUCUAUAAGGAUCCCUGUAAAGAAGUUCAGCUCUUUUACAGAAACCCACAAUACCACUUCUCACAAAACCAGUUCACCUGGUGGCACUCACAGAAUCGCAGAGAUCCCAAUUCCUGGAGCUUCCUUGGACUCUUCUUCAUCAUCCUCAUCAGCUGAUAGUGUGGAGUGCUUUCUGCAGGAGAAGGAUAAAGACAUUGAACUAGUCAAGUCCUCUGCCCCAUCCAGGAGCAACCUGAGUGAGGUAGUUUCUUCACUGGAGCAGCCUCUUUUGGGUGACCCUGAUCGCAGACCAUUUCAAAAGAAAGACCCAUAUUAUGGAGCCGACUGGGGAAUGAGGUGGUGGACUGCAGUGGCUAUCAUGUUGGUCGUGGGCAUUGUUACACCUGUUUUUUACCUGCUGUACUAUGAGGUCCUUAUGAAAGCAGAUGUUAGCCACCACACUACAAUAGAUUCUGUUAGACCUGGACCAACACAACCAGCUGUCGCUGAGCCACUUGUUUUACCACAGGCCAGUGCUGGCUCUUACCCUGACUCUCACGUACAGCCUGUUAGGAAGCAUGAUACAGAAACAUGAAUAGUACCAGGCAAUCAAUUUGAAGUUAUAAGCAAAACUACAUUUAAAGGUGACAUUAUACUUCAAUACCAUUGAGGAUUGAUUAAUCCAGUAAUAAUUCCUUAUGUUUUGAAUUUUUCCUUGAUACAUUUUGCACAAUUGAAAACUGGUUUUGUUGGGUAGGUCACUCAUGAGCCAGUGUAUAGUUCUGUACCUCCAGUAAGCUCAGUUUGCCUUAUGGCUACUGUCUAGUUGUCAGGAAAAUAAACAAUACUUUAUUUUUAAGAAAUGUAUCCAAAAUCAGUAUUGCAAAUAAUGGUAACAAUGUUGCUUGGAUAAAACAGAAACAUAAUGGAGGAAUGUUUCUGUUUAGCAGGAGCACAAUAAUAAUUUGUGAAAAGUUCUCAGACAUGUGCUCACAUUGAGUCAAACAGCAGGUUUAUACAUUUUAAUGAAACGUGGAGUACAGUGAUUGCUUUUGAACAUGUGCCUUCAUCCUGUAUUCUGUAGAUGCAGGUUGAAAAUAAAGAAACUAUAUUUUAGUAUCUAAAUCUCAUGUUUUUUAUGGAUUAUAGCUUUGUUUAAGCUUGUGUAUUAAUUAAAUCAAAAUUUAGUGUCAAUUAAUAAUACAUGCACAUACGUAUUGAUGUCCAACAUUUUUUUGUAUAAUACCGAUUUGAAUAAUUAGAUUUUAAAAUUAACAAAAUUUUUCAUUUGCUAGUAAGUAGCCUCAUCCAUGUUGUCAUCACUUCCUGCUCCGUAAUCAUCAUCAUCUUCAAAGUAGUUUGCUAUGUAGUCGUUCUCCUGCAAAAAAGUUAUAAAAUAAUGAGUGUACUAGGAGGGUACUUUUUCUAUUUUGGCAUUCAGCUGAUCCCAGCAUCAUGGGGAUGUUUAAAAAUAUGCAAGCAGGCACACUUGACAAAAAUAAUUGGGCGGUUUCCCGGACGGGGAUUAGACUACUCCUAGACUAAAAUAAAUGUAAGAGCUGUCCAAACUGAAAACUACUUGCAUUGACGUAUCUUAAAGAGCCACACAGAUCCAAAAUCGAAACUUACCUUUAUUGCAGUGUGUCGUGUAGCGGUCCAUCAAUGUAAACGACGUGUAAAGUAGUUGAACUAAAAAGUGCACGAUUAAUAAAGUUAUUGGCUUCUUAAGUAGGGAGUCGACUCUGAAUCGCUGAAACGAGUCGUUAUAGGGAGUGAGUCUUCUUCCUGAUAUUAUCCACGUCACUCAAACUUAUCCACGUCACAUGAGAUACUAAUCUCCGCCUACAGCCUUGCCCGGGAGAAACGAAAACUAUGACCCGCCCACAGCUAGUUAGUGUGUGAGUGUAAACAUCAGCUCACGCUGUGUUUUCAGCUUGUGUUGUUUUCACUACCAAAGGAGACUUUUUCAAGGAGGGAUAUUCUAAACGUGUCUGGCUGUGAAGAAUCAGUGGUUAAAAUUAAUUUUAACGGAGGGAUUUAGACGUUUGGCAAUGAAAGUGGUUCAGUACCCACUUUAUUUGGAACAACAUGCGUCUCCUAACCACAAACUGUAAGUAUGAUUAUAGCUACAUACUUGCUUAAAAGAGUGUAAAAUGUCUAUAUUCGUUUUUAUUGCUUGGAUUAAUGAUGAAUGAUAUCGUUGUUUAAACUCUUAACUUAUAUACUGUCAGAGUCACGAUAGAAAGCGGUUUUGCUAUGACCCGGUUAGUUUACAUAAAUGCUUAAAUGAGUGUAAAAUUGUUAGCUUCAAUCGUCGUUUGUAUUGUUUGGAUUAAUGAUGAAUGAUGUUGUGUGUUUAAACUGUUAAUGUACUGUCAGAGAGUCACGUUAGCAAACAGCUAACCCAUGCUCAUUUACGGUUUUGUUAUGACCCGGUUAGUUUACAUAAAUGCUUAAAUGAGUGUAAAAUGUCUAUAUUCGUUUUUAUUGCUUGGAUUAAUGAUGAAUGAUAUCGUUGUUUAAACUCUAACUUAUAUACUGUCAGAGUCACGAUAGCAAGCGGUUUUGCUAUGACCCGGUUAGUUUACAUAACUGCUUAAAUGAGUCUAAAAUUGUUAGCUUCAAUCGUCAUUUGUAUUGUUUAGAUUAAUGAUGAAUGAUGUUGUGUGUUUAAACUGUUAAUGUACUGUCAGAGAGUCACGUUAGCAAACAGCUAACCCAUGCUCAUUUACGGUUUUGUUAUGACCCGGUUAGUUUACAUAUAUGCUUAAAUGAGUGUAAAAUGUCAAUAUUCGUUUUUAUUGCUUGGAUUAAUGAUGAAUGAUAUCGUUGUUUAAACUCUAACUUAUGUACUGUCAGAGUCACGAUAGCAAGCGGUUUUGCUAUGACCCGGUUAGUUUACAUAAAUGCUUAAUUGAGUGUAAAAUUGUUAGUUUCAAUCGUCGUUUGUAUUGUUUGGAUUAAUGAUGAAUGAUGUUGUGUGUUUAAACUGUUAAUUUACUGUCAGAGAGUCACGUUAGCAGACGGCUAACGCAUGCUCAUUUACGGUUUUGUUAUGACCCGGUUAGUUUACAUAAAUGCUUAAAUGAGUGUAAAAUGUUAGUUUCAAUCGUCGUUGUUAUUGCUUGGAUUAAUGAUGAAUGAUGUGUAUUGAUGUUGAUAAUGUCUUCUCAGUAAAUCAUGUUAGCACGAGGUCAAUACAUGUUGCACUGUUGUUGGUCUGUGCCACCGAUCUGUGGUCUGUGAGACUGAUCUGUGCAAAGACACUGUGUCAGUUGACCAAUCAGAGCAGAGUAGGCUACUGAAAUAUGGGGUCAGAUUUGUUUCGUAUUUCUGAAUAAAUAUACUAUGAUCCACAAAUAAAUAUAGAGAGUUUCAUAAAUAUUUUUUUAAAUUCACAAAUGCACAAUAAGCGAACCAUAAAUAUAUGUUAGACAUUUCAUAAAAAGGAAGGAAAUUCACAAAUAAAUAAAAUGGGAUUUGCAAAUGAAAAAAUAUUUAUAAAUAUAUAUUUUUAUUUUAUUUAUAUGUGAAUGGCUUCCUGCGCAUUUGUGGAUCGCUUUCUGUGCAUUUGUGAAUUGCUGCACUCAUUUGUGGAUCGCGUUCUGUGCAUUUGUGGAUUUGAAACAUUUCUAACGUCAAGACGUGCACAAGAAUCCACAAAUAGGUGGACUCCGCCCACCGUCUACUCCAGCCAAUCAGACAACAAGCACACUGUGCUGACCAAUCGUGGCACGAUCUCCCUUCAACCAAUCACAGAGUCUUUUCUAGAAACAUUGUGCAAAAGACCCAGACGGAGGAGGACUUUUAUUAUGACAGCGAGUAUCGCUCACUCAAAGCAAUGGCGGAAGAGCGCAAGUUUUGUACAAGUGUUUCGCUGUGUGAGGCAUGAAUCGUGUUGUUGUGGAGACAAUAGCACCAGAUUGUUACGCGGGUGUUCAUGUGUGUCAUUAGAGUGAGUAGAUUUGCAUGUUUUUUUUUUUUUUGUUAAAAUUUCCGUUAUUAAUAGCGCUAACAUGUUAUUAGCUAAACUGUGAAUCUACUACGCUGUAACGCUAUAUAAAUCACUUUCUUUUGCUGUUCAUCAAUGUGUUUAUUCUGUAAUAAUGUCAGUUAUAUUACAUAAGUUGUGUAAACACUGCUAAUGGUGUAAAAUGUGUCAUUUGAGACACGUCUGUUUAUGUUAUUUUGAUGAUGUAUGAGGGGAGAAGCUGUAGCUAAUUUGUCAAUGUUAUGUAUGUUUAUUAGCAUUAGUGUUACUUUGGGAAUCCUGUUGUAAUCUGUUGCAGGAAACCACGUCUACACCUGCCUAUGAUCUGGCUAAACUCUCAAAUAUAGCCAGGCACUCAUGCAUCUCCAUUCACAUGCCAUGCAACCAAGCUCAUAAAUACAGCUCUGGCCUAUCUCUCUUAAAGGAGCAUACCCUCAUCCUGUGCAGAGCUUCUUUAAAGGACUACUACCAAUAUUUACCAUUACCUUCAUCAACGACUGCUCUGCUAUCCAAGUUGUGCCUCUCAUUCAGAGUUCUGUGCGGUGUGUGCUACCUCGUAAAUACUGAAUGCUGGAUCUCUCCUAUCUAAUGUAUGUUCUCUUGUGUGCCUAAUAAACAGCUCAAGUUGG
Molecule: messenger RNA, 5077 nt
Organism: Paramisgurnus dabryanus
Lineage: Eukaryota; Metazoa; Chordata; Actinopteri; Cypriniformes; Cobitidae
Gene: lysmd3
Product: LysM, putative peptidoglycan-binding, domain containing 3
Biological process (GO): Golgi organization
Cellular component (GO): Golgi apparatus
Source: RefSeq, a predicted model, not a curated record